AUGGGUCUUCUUUGUGUUGUUACUAAUUGUGGUGAAGGCAUGGAUUAUCAGUCAAUAGGUAAAAAUUUAAAUGGUUUAUGUCAAACAGGUGCUUGGGGUUGUUUUGAUGAUGUAGUUUCUACUCAAGUAAAAAGUAUUCAACAAGCAUUAUCAUUACAUGUUAAACAAUUUUUUUUUGAACACAAUGAAAUUCAACUUCUAUCAACUGUUGGUAUAUUUGUAACAAUGAAUCCAGGUUAUGCUGGUCGAACAGAAUUACCUGAAUCAGUUAAAACUUUAUUUCGACCUGUUGUUGUUGUUGUUCCCGAUAUGCAAUAUAUUGGAGAAAUAAAAUUAUUUGCUAAUGGAUUUAUACACGCAAAAAUUUUAGCUAAAAAAAUGGUAACAUUAUAUCGUUAUGCAUCAGAAUUACUUAGUAAACAAUAUCACUAUGAUUGGGGUUUAAGAAGUUUUAAAUCUGUUUUAUCAAUGACAGGUUAUUUAAAACGAACAUCAAUGAAAGAAGAUUCUGAAGAAAUUGUUCUUUUAAGAGCAUUACGUGAUAUGAAUAUACCAAAAUUUAUUUAUGAUGAUGUUAAUUUAUUUCUUACAUUAUUAAAUGAUUUAUUUCCAAAUAUUCAUUGUGAAUGGACUGAUAGUGUUGUCUCGAUGCUUUAUCGCAUGAUUAAUCGACCAACAAUACGUAAUGAAAGACGUUAA
Messenger RNA from Rotaria sp. Silwood2, 699 nucleotides. Lineage: Eukaryota; Metazoa; Rotifera; Eurotatoria; Philodinida; Philodinidae. The record is from the annotation of a GenBank genome assembly.